AUGAAGCGCACCAUGCGCUUGGUGCGCCGGAGCUCGGUCUCAGGUGUUCGGGAAGCCGCCGCCAAAGCCAUGGCCUUCUGCCAGAAGGAGACGGAGGCACACGUGGAACAGGACUGCACCGGAGAUGAAAUUCCCGGAAGAUCAUGGGAAGAUCAUGGGAAGAUCCCGAUUUUGAUUUUGGAAUUUUGGAUUGUCCAAUUCUUGGUGGUGGAGUCGUGGAGUCCCACGUAA
Cladocopium goreaui is the source of this 231-nucleotide messenger RNA. Lineage: Eukaryota; Dinophyceae; Suessiales; Symbiodiniaceae. The record is from the annotation of a GenBank genome assembly.